This is a messenger RNA of Cyprinus carpio (common carp), 2412 nucleotides long. RefSeq names its product copine-4. The record is from RefSeq and is a predicted model, not a curated record. Gene Ontology annotation, cellular component: plasma membrane. Gene Ontology annotation, biological process: cellular response to calcium ion. Gene Ontology annotation, molecular function: calcium-dependent phospholipid binding. Lineage: Eukaryota; Metazoa; Chordata; Actinopteri; Cypriniformes; Cyprinidae.
CCUUGCUCUUAUGUUGAGAGAGGAUACUGCAGGUCGGACUAUCCAUCACCUUUACCGCUCAGCCCGAUGGAGCUGCUUAUAUCACCGUAGACAAUUUGGAAAUGGAAUCGAAUGGAAAAUGAGUCCAGUGCAUAAACUGCACUCAGAACGAUCUUAACACUGAGGAACUUUUUCUGGCGUCGCUUGGGAUUUGUUCUUAUAAUUAAACAGUGGCUUGAACACAAAAUGAGUAACAUCUACGAGUCUGCUGCCACCACGCUGGGCCUCUUCAACAGCCCAUGUCUGACAAAAGUGGAGCUCCGUGUGGCCUGUAAAGGAAUAUCUGACAGAGAUGCUCUGUCCAAGCCUGACCCCUGCGGCGUCCUCAAGAUGCAGUCCCACGGACAGUGGUUUGAGGUGGACCGGACAGAAGUGAUUCGCAGCAGCAUCAGUCCUGUUUUCUCCAAAGUCUUCACCGUGGACUACUAUUUUGAGGAAGUGCAGCGCCUCCGUUUUGAGCUUCAUGACAUCAGUAGCAACCAUAAUGGACUCAAAGAGGCAGACUUCCUGGGCGCCAUGGAGUGCACACUCGGACAGAUUGUAUCACAGAGAAAACUGUCCAAAGCUUUAUUGAAGCAAGGAAACACAGCUGGCAAAUCAUCUAUCACAGUCACAGCUGAAGAGCUGUCUGGGAAUGAUGAUUACGUGGAGCUCGCCUUCAGUGCCAAGAAACUGGAUGACAAGGACUUUUUUAGCAAGUCAGAUCCAUUUCUGGAAAUCUUCAGAGUGAAUGAUGAUGGCACAGCAUCACUGGUGCACAGAACAGAGACCAUUAUGAACAAUCUGAGUCCUGUCUGGAAAUCAUUCAAAGUUUCUUUAAAUACACUCUGCAGUGGAGACCAUGAGCGGGAGUUAAAGUGUACAGUAUGGGACUGGGAUUCAAAUGGCAAGCACGACUUUAUAGGAGAAUUUCAAACCACCUUCAAGGAGAUGAAGGCGGCGAUGGAUGGGAAGCAGGCAUCAUCACAAGAGAAACUACAAACUGAUCUUGGCCAAAAGAUCCAGUGGGAGUGUAUUAACCCUAAGUACCAAGUGAAGAAGAAGAAUUACAGAAAUUCUGGAAUGGUAAUUCUUACCAUGUGCAAGAUCAUAAAGAUGCACUCUUUCCUGGAUUACAUUAUGGGAGGAUGUCAGAUUCAAUUCACAGUGGCUAUUGAUUUCACUGCCUCAAAUGGUGACCCUCGAAACAGCUGCUCCCUCCACUACAUCCACCCUUACCAGCCCAAUGAGUACCUCAAAGCGCUGAUCGCUGUUGGGGAGAUCUGCCAGGACUACGAUAGCGACAAAAUGUUUCCUGCUUUUGGCUUUGGAGCCCAAAUCCCACCAGACUUCAAAGUUUCGCAUGAUUUUGCUGUGAAUUUUGAUGAGGACAACCCAGAAUGUGCUGGUAUACAAGGUGUUGUUGAGGCUUAUCAGAACUGCCUCCCGAAAAUCCAGUUGUACGGUCCCACUAAUAUUGCUCCCAUCAUCCAGAAAGUUGCCGACUCUGCCUCUGAGGAGAUGCAUACCAAAGAGGCCAUGGAAUACUUUAUACUGCUAAUCCUGACGGAUGGAGUGAUCACAGAUAUGGCAGAUACACGAGAGGCCAUCGUUCACGCAUCCCACCUGCCCAUGUCCGUCAUCAUUGUCGGCAUAGGCAACGCAGAUUUCAGCGACAUGCAGAUGCUGGACGGUGAUGAUGGAAUCCUCCGCUCUCCUAAAGGAGAACCCGUCCUGAGGGACAUCGUGCAAUUUGUGCCCUUCCACAACUUCAAACAUGCCUCUCCUGCAGCGCUGGCUAAAAGUGUGCUGGCUGAGGUUCCCAAUCAAGUGGUGGAUUACUACAAUGGAAAAGGCAUCAAGCCCAAAUGCCUGUCGGACUUUGAGUCUUCCAGAGCGUUCAGUCCCUGAGCUACGCACAGCCAUAUCCGUCUCAACUUCAAGAUAUCUUCAUUGAUCAUUUCAGAGCUUGCUGCAUCAGAAUAAGAAUCAACAAGCAUCCUUGUUGUUGUUGUAUUUUUUUCCACACAGGUUUCCAAUAGCAUUGGGCAAAAAUGUCCUUAGCUUUCCAUAUUUACCUUUUAUGAAGUUGUUAGCUAUAUUAAAGGUGCACUCAGUCAUUUUUUUGUUUUGGGUUCCCUCACUAAUAUGGCAGUUGUCUUGGAAGAGUUGUAUUCAGUCAUAUGAUCUCUACAUGGAGACCUGCUCUCAUGUGAGAUGAUUUUAAACAUUUCUAAAAAGUAUUAUUAUGUAUAAAAUGAUUUAAUGUUGUUGAAAUCACUGAAUCCACCUUUAACAUAACAACGGGAAAGAUUAAUAUCAUUGCAACCAAACCAAUCUGCUGUCACCUACUCUGUGUAAUUAAAAGGAAAGCCGAAAGAAUGAAACAUUCAA